Molecule: messenger RNA, 2193 nt
Organism: Cladophialophora bantiana CBS 173.52
Lineage: Eukaryota; Fungi; Ascomycota; Eurotiomycetes; Chaetothyriales; Herpotrichiellaceae
Exons: 2
Coding region: 1-2193 (730 amino acids)
Source: RefSeq, a predicted model, not a curated record
AUGGCUAAUAUCUGUGACGGAUGUUCGCGCCGGGGAACAUCGUGCAUCAGCCAGGAGCUUCCAGAUGAGCCUGGACCUAAACGGAGCGUCGAGGAAAGACUGAGUCGACUGGAGACGCUAAUGGAGAAGUUGAUUGACAGCGUUGGGCCUCAUGGUUUCUCAGACAACUCUGCUCGCCAGCCUCUGCAGCAGGAAGGUCUCAACAGGAAAUCCCCCCUUUCGAUAAGUAGUUCUGGUGUCGUGAACUCUGUACCUUGCAGAGUCAGCUACUCUUCGCAGCGGGGUAGUGACGGCGACGAUACCUUGCAUUAUCUGCAGUAUCAUGUCACCUCCGAGCCAACGAUGAAACAGCCUUGGGCCAUCAGACUCACAGACCCAAGGCAGAAUACCCGAGGGCGGAAAGAACUAUCUCACAUAUUGAUGUCCGCAUGGCCCAGUCAACGUGAUCUCGAUCUUAUCCUUGAAGUUCCAGUUGAAGCCUCAAAGUUUCUUCAUGGAAUCGCCUGCUCGUCAGAAGGCGUUCCGUCAGCACGAGAGAUAUUACAACUACAUCCGCAAGAUUCUCACCCUGUCCUGCUCGCGUGGAAGCUCUUGAGUCUAGCCAAAUACCUGCAAGCGAUCCUGCCGACUUCUGUGCAUAACCUCAACAGCCUUUUGGUGGAUUACCACAGCAUCAUGGUCCAUGCUGUCGAAACGGCCCAUAUCGUUACUUGUAAUGAAGAAGUGAUAUACUCAAUCGAGGGUAUUGAAUGUAUCAUGCUGGAGAGCCUCUACCACAACGAGGCAGGUAAUCUUCGCCUUUCAUUACUUUCUGUUCGCCGUGGAAUUGCACUGGCGGAAAUGAUGGGCCUUCACCGCGGGAAAUCAUUAGCACCAGCUUUUCUGAAGCCUGAAACGCGGCUCCGAAUUAAGCCAGAGCAAUUGUGGUUCCGUCUCGUCCGCUUGGACCGCUAUCUAUCGUUAUUGUUAGGCCUGCCACAAGGUUCACUUGAUGACAGUUUCGCAAGCCCUGAGGCGCUCAAAGACUGCCCGCCCGUCGAAUGCUUGCGGCGUAUUGACUGCGUCGCAGCUGGCCGCAUUCUGCAACGCAAAGAAGCCGAUAUGAUUGACAGCAAUUUCACUCAAGACAUCGACAAGUUACUACAGAAAGCUGCGGCCUUCAUGCCAAGUCGGUGGUGGCUGGUUCCGGAGCUUACAGCCACCCGUGCCGAAACCUGGGAUGCCUUGGAAGAGGUGGAUCGUCUGAUGUGUCAAUUUGCCCACUUUCACGUUAUGGCCCGCCUUCACCUUCCAUACGUGAUCCGGGCUGAUCAAAACCCUUAUAACUGCGUCGCAGCCGUCAACGCUAACCGCGAGAUAUUGACACGCUUCGUCUCUUUUCGCAGCCAGACCAGCCGCUGCUACCGCGGAAUCUUGUUUCUCGCCUUCAUUGCAAGCGUGACAAUAUGCCUGGCGCAUAUCAACACCCAUGCUGCCGGCCAGAGAAACUCUAUGACGACAUACCUUCUCGCGCACCAACGCAUGGGUGACCGCGGCAUGAUAGAGAGGACUCUCGAAUUAAUGGAGCCCACAUCCAAUGAUGUGGCAACCACCAGGAUUCACACCAUUCUGCGUCAUUUACUCCUGAUCGAGGAUGAUGCCGCACACGGCGGAAGCUACUACACCUAUGCCUCGGCUGCGCGCAGUGAGGACGAGCUUGAGUGCCAUGGAAAAGUCAGCGAAACCGACAGUGGGUUGCGUAUUUCCCUUCCACAUGUUGGAACGAUCCAAAUUACGCGUCGCGCGAUUGAGAAGUCUCCAUCAACGGCACAAGUGCCGUCUAUGGAGGAAACGAUGCCAGGGGUAUCUGUUACCGGUCCGACUGUACCGUUGAACCCUGCUAGGUCAUGCGAAGAACUAGAGGGGCACGAAAGCUCAUCGCCUGGGCCACCAAUUCCUGCCACGGCUUGCACUCCUGGCGAUGAGUCGGCCAUCCCAGGGUGGCAUGCUCACCCUUCACUCUUAGAUUCUAUGUCUCUACGGCAUUAUUCCGUAUCUACUGCAAAAGAUGGCGGUUUCCUCGACCUCAAUGACGGCGGCGGACCCCACACGCGCCUCGACCCGGAAGUAGACGAAUUUACAGACGAUUGGGACCUACAAGGCGUUGACAUGACUCUGUUCGAUAGCAUUCUCCAUGGCCGCCUUGAGCUCUGA